Necator americanus (New World hookworm) is the source of this 948-nucleotide messenger RNA. RefSeq lists its product as uncharacterized. Bases 1 to 948 code for a protein of 315 amino acids. The record is from RefSeq and is a predicted model, not a curated record. The transcript has 4 exons. NCBI's taxonomy places the organism in Eukaryota, Metazoa, Nematoda, Chromadorea, Rhabditida, Ancylostomatidae.
AUGGAACCACCACCGAAAUUUCCCGGCGAACCACUGUAUAGAGCAGUUCAGAACUGGUUUCGAGCACGAACGCGUCAGGAACUUAUAGCCAUGGGAGCAGGAGCUGUUGUUGCAACUUUUGGCGCCGUCGUCAUCGUUUCCAAAUAUCGUGAGAGGCGGAGGCGAAGAAUGCUAGAAGAUCAUGUUUCUUGGAGUAGUACAGUUACAGUAACUCCUAGCACCUCUGCCGAUUUUGAUAUGUCCAAGUCUACAGGAACAAGACCUUCCGAAUCCUACGAUUCCAUGAAGUCAGAAGAAGUCAGAAAGAAAGACAUGGUAAAGGCACCAAUGCCUGCUCCACGCGCUGCACCUCUUCCUCCAGCUGUUCCGCUGCCACCUAUGCCACCUCCACCUCAUGACGUACCACCUGAACCUAUUCCACCACCUGCUCGUGCCAUUCCACUACCACGUGCUCCUCCAACACGUGCGAGAGAGAAGUCUCCAGAAGCUAAGGCAGACUUUGCUUCGAGAGUUUUAAAGGUGAAAGGAGGAGAGUCGACCCCGUCAUCCAGUCAACUUCUCCUUCCGAAGGAGUCAUCCCCUCAUGCCAAUGUGUUGAAGUCUCCCAUCAAUAAACCUGUUAAGGUUGUGACGGGCACUGCUCCCAGAAAUGCUAUUAUACCUGAGGAAAAGGAGAAGAAGGAAAGAGUUCAGGUGGAUAGGAAUUCCAUAACAAUGCCAGUUAAGACUGCCAUACCGGAGCCGCCAAAGAGGAAAAUCUCGAGCGUGCUGGGAGGAGUGCCAAGCAAGGAAGGCCUUAAAACGGCCAAGACUUCGAGCAGUCUUAUCAAGAGUAAGAGCAGGCCUGGAGCUAGACUACCAACGAAACAAGCAUCGAAGCCCAAAAUAUCUCCGAUCGAUAAGAAAUCAAAAACCGACACACCUAAGAAAGGUUCGAAGCAAAAAUGA